UUGAAAUGGAAUGAAUUGUUUGUUGGGAAGAAGCGUAAUUACACAGUUGCAGGAGAACCCAAAGGAGAGCAGCAGGCAGGCGGUUUAAGCACAUAAACUUAGCUGGGAAUUCCAUUUCUCAAAACACAACUUUCAGUGAUAAAUUUGUAACUAAAACCUUCUCAUCAAACUUGAAACUUGAAAAACAGUGUGUGGAAAAGAAAAGAAGAAACUAGAAAAGAUUGGAGAAAAGAAGAAAACAUGGCGGUGAAAACUGAGGCUGUGACCGUGCCAGAGUUGGCUCUUGCUGACACUGACAUCAACUGGGACAGGUUGGACAAGACAAGGUUUCAUAUUAUUGGGGCUAUUCUCUUCACAGCGCAGUCAGCCUUACUACAUCCAACAUCAGUUGUAAAGACUAGAAUGCAGGUAGCUGGUUCUGGAUUCUCUCACAUGGGUGGAAUAUCAGUAUUUAGACAUAUAUUAAAGAGUGAUGGCAUCCCUGGCAUAUUCAGAGGUUUUGGCACUUCUGCCAUUGGAUCGUUGCCUGGUAGGGUCUUGGCUUUGACAUCACUUGAAGUAUCAAAAGAUAUGAUGUUGAAAUACAUUGAAGAUCUAGACAUGCCUGAGGCUACGCGUAUUGGAAUUGCAAAUGCAGUGGCGGGCAUGUUCUCAAAUUUAGUUUCUUGUGUAUACUAUGUGCCCUUGGAUGUGAUUUGCCAGAGACUAAUGGUUCAAGGACUUCCUGGGACUACAUCCUGCAACAGACCAUUUGAUGUCAUACAUAAAGUGAUAAAGGCUGAAGGUCUUCGUGGUUUAUAUAGAGGCUUUGGAUUAACAGCUGUGACCCAGUCGCCAGCAUCUGCACUUUGGUGGGGUGCCUAUGGUUCUGCCCAGCACAUCAUCUGGAGGAGCUUGGGCUAUACCGAUGAUGCAGAGAAGAAACCAUCUCAUAUGGAGAUGGUGACAGUUCAGGCUGCAGCAGGCAUGAUGGCGGGUGCUUGUUCCUCCAUUAUAACUACUCCCAUUGACACAGUCAAGACACGACUUCAGGUCAUGGAUAAUUAUGGUGUUGGACGACCAUCAGUAUUGAAGACGGCAAAAGCACUCCUUAAAGAGGAUGGAUGGCGGGGCUUUUAUAGAGGAUUUGGUCCACGGUUCUUAAAUAUGUCACUCUAUGGAACUACAAUGAUCGUUACUUAUGAAUUAAUAAAGAGAUUAUCUGUAAGGCGAGAAUGAAAUUUUGAGCUGGAAAAGGUGCAACUUUGCUGUAACAUUCGUUUCCUGGAGUAAGAGGAGAUUGAUUCCGGGUUCUUCCUCCUUUUUUUUGGGGGACAAACAGAGUUGGCCUAUUUACAAUAGGAAGCCUUAUUUUGAAGGGAUUCCUUCUCGUUCUCAUGUUGUUUCCUUCCCUGUUAUAUUUGAAUGGGAAGGCUGGGUUUCCUUUUGCCCUUUAGCUCUGUAAAUAUGUAUGCCCGUUUUUCAUAGUGUGUUUGUCAACUGUAUGAAUUUGAGUUGGAUUUUGGAUUUUA
Messenger RNA from Prunus dulcis (almond), 1511 nucleotides. RefSeq names its product solute carrier family 25 member 44-like. Gene Ontology annotation, biological process: transmembrane transport. The transcript has 6 exons. The record is from RefSeq and is a predicted model, not a curated record. Lineage: Eukaryota; Viridiplantae; Streptophyta; Magnoliopsida; Rosales; Rosaceae. The coding region runs from base 241 to 1218 and encodes 325 amino acids.